Trichomonas vaginalis G3 is the source of this 959-nucleotide messenger RNA. Its product is annotated as organellar and viral DNA polymerase type B. The transcript has a single exon. NCBI's taxonomy places the organism in Eukaryota, Parabasalia, Trichomonadida, Trichomonadidae. The annotation marks the transcript as partial. The record is from RefSeq and is a predicted model, not a curated record.
AUGAAUGAGAAACAAAUUCUUGGCGUUGCUGGUAGCAGUAAUGAUGUACACCUUAUGACAUUAGAAUAUUAUAACGAACAUAAAGAUGAACUGAAAGGAGAGAAGGGUGACACCGGACCUCAAGGACCUCAAGGACCACAAGGAAUACAAGGAAUACAAGGAAUACAAGGAAUACAAGGACCUCAAGGCGAGAACGGUUUGGAUGGUGUAGAUGGAAAGGAUGGAAAAACUGCUAAAUCAUGGAUAUGGAACCUUAUAAAUACUGGUUUAACAGCUGCUUCAUAUGGAGUUCUUCAAUACCAAAUCGGAAAGAUAUGGGCGGUACUUGGUGAAGAAGUUUUAAAUGACGUUAAAAAUGCUUUGAACUUCAUUUCAAAUGGUUCGGAUACUAUUAAAACUUUAUCUGGUUGGAUGCAAGAAACAAGGAGUCAAAUAGAUACUGUAAGACGUAUAGCAAACAAUGCACGUACGGGAUUGGAUACUUUACGACAAGCACAAAAUACACUAAAGGAAGCAAAUGAUAUUCUUGGCUCAGUAUCAGACAUGCAUGAAGAUUGGCUUAAAGGUAUUGACAAAUCUUUAAAAAAUCACAGUCAGUCUAUUGCUGACUACAAGAAAAGUAUAGAUUUUUUACAUAGUGCUAUGGACGUACAUGAUGGAAGCAUAAGGAACUUACUUAAUGCUAACAAUAACUUACCAGGAACUAUUAAAGCAUUUAUAAAGUCCUUUGUAAAACCCGGUGCUCUAACAUUUAGGUCUUUGAGAGCAAGAGCAUUGAAGUCAAGAGAUGCAGAAACUCCAACAGAACCUACAGAAGGAACUGAAACAACAGAAACUCCAAAAGAACCACCAAAACCAACAGCUAAUGAAAUAUUGUUCGAAUAUUUUCCAAGGUACUCUGUUCUCAUUGCAUACAUUCAAGAAAUACUUAAGAAAGCAGACUUGACUUUAGGAGAUGA